Messenger RNA from Bactrocera tryoni, 3309 nucleotides. RefSeq names its product G1/S-specific cyclin-E. Lineage: Eukaryota; Metazoa; Arthropoda; Insecta; Diptera; Tephritidae. The record is from RefSeq and is a predicted model, not a curated record. The transcript is spliced from 8 exons. Gene Ontology annotation, molecular function: cyclin-dependent protein serine/threonine kinase regulator activity. Bases 630 to 2945 code for a protein of 771 amino acids. Gene Ontology annotation, cellular component: cyclin E1-CDK2 complex; cytoplasm; centrosome. Gene Ontology annotation, biological process: G1/S transition of mitotic cell cycle; regulation of cyclin-dependent protein serine/threonine kinase activity.
CAAAGCCAGUCGAUCAACUGACUCUGACGUCGUGUUAAAAUAGUAUUAUUUUCUCACUGAUGAGAUUUCGCCCUACAAACUUCGCUUCUCCAUUAAAGUGCUGGAUGUACGCUCUUGACGUUGUCGUCGUCUUUUGGGGAAUGUGCGAAAUGAAUUGACAAUAUUGUAGCUAUAGUGGUGUGUGUGUUGUUGCUGUUGAUUUGGCGCCCCGAUCAUCUGUUUUGGCGCAAUUAUAACAACUGAAUUCUUCUGUAGCGUUCCUGUGUAUGUGCUUGUUUAUGUAUAAAUGUUCAUAUGGUUGUAUGAAUGUCAAAGGAUUUAGAAGCAAGUUGCUAAAUAUGAAUGAAUUUUUUUUGUGAGAGGUCAGAUACAGCCAUUUGAAUAUUAUUUUUUAAAGUAAAGCAUAUGCGUGUGCGCGAUCAGCUAUUCGACGGUGGUGUUUCAGCUUAUAUUGUCUAUUUUUGUUAUUCUUUGCCCCCAAAUUUUCGGCGGCAAAGUUGAUGUUUUCGCGCCAGCUUUCCCGAUGUUGACGGUCGCGUUUGCAUGCGAGGCAUUACUCGCCGCGUGGAUGCAGUUUAUACGUUUUGACAUUUCAUUGCGGUAUUGUGGUUGUGAAGUGCGCGCAGUCAAUGGCUAACUUUUGCUUGUAUUUUAAAAGAUCUCUGUUUCGCAAUUGGAAAGUAGUUAGUGAAGGGUCAAUUAAAGAAUUGAAAUACCCGCUCAAGUCAAAAAUGAGUUAUAACAUGAACACAUAUUACAAUAAGGUUGAAAAGAAUCGGAGUAACGAAAUCUGUACUGUAAAUCCUAGUGAACCAGCUAGUAGCCAUAAAAACAAAAGUGACCACAAGAGUUAUAAAAUGCAAAAUACCACAAAGCAUCGUCAAAGUAAACUUCCGUAUAAUGUAGAAAAUCGUAGAAAAAUUACGUCAACUGAUGAAAACUCUAAUACAACGCCAAUGUAUGCAACGUCCUCUUGGUUCCAGCCACCAAUAACGUCGAAAUCGUUACAAUAUAAACACUUACAGGGCUCACCGUCAAAGUCUACAGUUACGUCAUUGGAAACUGCGGAUAUAUCAGCAAUUGAAGCGUCGUCAACAUCACCAUCAUCGUCUUCCAUAGAUUCGGUGUUAUUACGUGGCUGGUCUCCAGUGCCAACUACAUCUACAGAUACCUCGCACUGGUAUGCAAAAAUUAAUAAUCGCAGGGAAACCAGCAAGCGUAAAAGACAAGAUUCUGUUAAUGAAGCGCAACAUGAUCCCGACCUAGGCUGCGAUUUACCGACGGCUAAGCGCAAGCAAACGCUACCCUCGCCAUAUACAAGUGAUGUAAGUUCUGUGGCGUCAUCGGUGUAUCCAUCGCCAAUUGAUGUGUUCUCUCAUGAAAUCGACACGCGCAGUUCUUGCGACUACCUCUCAGCCGGAACCGACUUUGAGGCCACUGCGGAUUGCAUACCCGACAGUCCAAGCAGUUUACGGCCAGACGAUGAAGCUAUCGACGUGGAGGAUGACGAAAUUGUAUCUGCAACGACAUCACCAUCUUCGGAAUGUUCAACCAGUUGUUUCAAAGAUGCGUAUCAUUUAUAUAAAAUGCACGCCGUCACCCAAUUAGGAGAACGUACCCCUGGCCAAAUUACUGAAAACACAGAUAAAAUUGUCGAAACAAAAUUGGUUAAGGCAUACGACGAUGACUAUACAGGUACACCAUAUAAUUGUAUGACACCGGCAGCGGAACCAGAAGAGUUGCGACAAUGUCCCUUACCUGCAUUAAGUUGGGCAAAUGCAUAUGAUGUUUGGCAAUUGAUGUGCAAAAAGGACCAACAAGCAGCGUGCUUACGCUCAGGUUCAAUGUUGGAACGACAUCCCAGCUUACAGCCGCGUAUGCGUGCUAUCCUGCUUGAUUGGUUGAUUGAGGUUUGCGAGGUAUACAAACUACAUCGCGAAACCUACUACUUGGCAGUGGACUACUUGGACCGCUAUCUAAGUACGCAAAAGAAUGUACAGAAGACUCAUCUGCAACUGAUUGGCAUAACUUGUCUUUUUGUCGCUGCGAAAGUUGAAGAAAUAUACCCGCCCAAAAUUGGUGAAUUCGCCUAUGUGACGGAUGGCGCAUGCCAGGAAUCAGAUAUAUUGCAACAUGAAGUGCUGCUACUGCAAACGCUCGAAUGGAGUAUAAAUCCGGUUACACCAAUGGGAUGGUUAGGUGUUUACAUGCAAUUAAAUGUGAAUAACCGUACUCCGGCGUCGUUUAAGCGUAACACAUACAAAGCCAAAUCAACGGUGACAACAGAUGAGGCAUAUAAGAACGAUGCUUUUAUUUACCCGCAAUUUUCAGGAAUGGAAUUUGUACAAACUGCUCAAUUAUUGGACCUAUGCUCACUGGAUUUGGGUAUUGCCGACUAUGGUUAUUCCAUUAUUGCUGCAGCGGCCAUGAGUCACACUUUCAAUAGAGAGAUAGCGUUGCGUUGUUCGGGAUUCGAUUGGCAAACGAUUGAGCCAUGCGCGCGCUGGAUGCGACCUUUUUUCGAAGUUGUACGCGAAGAGUCUACUUACCUGCCCAUGUCGGAACAAAAUGAACAAUUCACAAAUCGUUUCGGUUUAGGUCAUAUAUGCCCCAAUAUUAUAACCGACGACUCGCAUAUAAUACAAACGCACACAAUAUCAAUGGGAAUGUUUGAUCGCACUGCACAAUUACAAGAGCUUGCUUUGGCAACUAAAAACCGUACGGAGGCCUCUCCAGCUACUGGUUUAUUAUGCCCAGAUGGUUUGUUGACGCCUCCGGCGUCUAGUCGAAAACCGGUCGAUGUGACAGAUGUCGAUGAAGAUCCUGAUCCAACUUCCAUUCAACGGAUAAGCACCACAGUUAAAACAUGUAAAAACUCUUUAACCAAAUCUACAAACUCAGCAAUUGAAGUUGCAGUCAGUGCAGAAAAAAAUGUGCUCACGUAAACCUCAAGUAAAAUAAUACAUAGUAUACAUAUAUAGAAAACCCCUUACAAACAAUCUAAUCAAGUAAAUUAUUCAAAAUAUUAUAAAUACCAUAUAUUAUACGUUUAAACGUUUAGCAAAAUUAAAUUUAAUUUAGUCAUUAAUGUAGUAGUCAAAUAAAAAAAAUAAAUAAUUUUAAUGUUUAUAAGGCUUAUGUUUAAACUACUAAAAUAACAUGUAAAUAAUAAUUAACACAUUGAAAGUAAGUUAAUUUGCGAGCUGUUGUUAUAUCUUUACUUGCAACAUUUUUAGAGGAUAUGAUUAAUGUGCCGUUUUAAGGUGUUAUUGUUUAAAGUAGUUAAAUACCACAAAUUUAUGGUGCAAA